UGAGGGGGGUUUAUUUUGGAGUCUGUCUGUCUGUCUGACUGACUGACUGACUGUGGCGCGGCUAUUGUUUGCAUCGCGGGCUCUGCGCUGGUGGAAUUCACCGAGAGAGGCCAACUUUCCCCCAGAGUCGGCGGGACGAGUUUUUCGUGUGAAGGAAAAGUUUCGCCCAGACCCACCGCCGGUCUCUGAGUGAGCGGAUCUCUCGGAGAAUUCCCAGCGUUUAGCGGGCGGCAGAGAGAGUGAAAGGCUUUGCACCAUGAAUGCCACAGUAGAUACCGCCUGGGCAUUCAGCUUCCUCCUGGCCAACACCACCACCGCUACUUCGGAUUACGGUUUCACCAACGGAAUGGAGCCGCUUUCCAAUCAGACCGAGAGCUGUGAUAAUUGGAAAGAAAUCCACCAUUUGGUCUUUCACGUUGCCAAUCUCUGCUUCGCCAUUGGGCUGCUUAUUCCGACCACCAUUAAGAUCCACAUGGUACUUCUCCGCGCUAUGAUGAGCACAGGCUGUGCACUGUUCAUUGUGUGGGCAGUAGUUUAUCGAUGUGCUUUAGACAUAAUGAUCUGGAACUCUCUGUUUCUUAUUCUCAAUAUGUUGCAUUUUCUCUAUCUGUUAUACAAAAGGAGACCUAUUAAAAUUGAUAAAGAGCUCAAGGUCCUUUACAGGAGAAUGUUUGAGCCACUUCAUGUCCCUCCAGAUUUGUUCCAAAGACUGACUGGACAGUUUUGCAGCAUUAUGACUCUCAAAAAGGGUCAGACUUAUGCAGCAGAAGAUAAAACAUCGGUUGACAAUCGACUUAGUGUCCUGCUAAAGGGAAAGAUGAAAGUUUAUUAUCGCGGGCACUUUCUGCACAACAUUUACCCCACUUCUUUCAUCGACUCUCCUGAAUUCCGAUCAACUCAGAUGCAUAAAGGAGAAAAGUUUCAGGUAACUAUUGUGGCUGAAGAGAACUGCAAGUUUUUGUGCUGGUCCAGAGAGAGGCUAACUUUCUUCUUGGAGACAGAAUCAUUUCUUCAUGAAGUCUUUAAGUAUCUAAUUGGCAAAGAUAUCACAAACAAGCUGUAUUCUUUGAAUGACCCCACACUAAAUGACAAAACUGCCAAAAAGUUUGAGCGACAGCCCAGUCUUUGUUCCCAACUUUCAAUGAUGAAAAUGAGAAAUAGUAUGGCCAGUUCAAGUGAUACAGAAGAUGGACUAUCGCACUUUCUACAUCGGGGAUCUACUGCUUCGUCAAUCCAGAGGUCCCCAUAUACUAGGAGUUCUGGAAAAAUGAAACCCAUUGAGGAGACUAUUGAGGAUGAUGUCUUUGACCCACCUUCACCAGUUGUCCAGCUGGCUCCCAACUGAUACUGAAUGAAACAAAAUGGAAUGUUCCUAGCAGAGAAGAACUCUUGUCUGCUAGAAAGUAUAAACAUCUAACAAAUGAAUCCUGUUACUUUUGACGAUUGAACCACUAAUGCACACACAGCCACAUAUACAAAUGUCCAGAUUUUGACAUGUAUUAAUUUGUUUUAUCACAUUCUGUUCCUUUCCAAUGCACCAGGGCAUAGUAUGGCUUGAGACUUUUAAUGGGCAAUAAAAACACGUUGACACGUCAACAA
Molecule: messenger RNA, 1599 nt
Organism: Hemiscyllium ocellatum (epaulette shark)
Lineage: Eukaryota; Metazoa; Chordata; Chondrichthyes; Orectolobiformes; Hemiscylliidae
Gene: popdc1
Product: blood vessel epicardial substance
Exons: 8
Coding region: 257-1345 (362 amino acids)
Cellular component (GO): sarcolemma
Molecular function (GO): cAMP binding
Source: RefSeq, a predicted model, not a curated record